AUGUUUCGACCUGUUGGAGCUCUAAUAUUUGGUCAAUUAGCUGAUCGAUAUGGUAGAAAAUAUCCACUAAUGGCUGUUAUUUUAUUAUAUAGCAUUGCAGAACUUUCUUCAGGAUUUGCACCAAAUUUUCAAGUUUUUGUCAUUUUACGAGCAAUUUUUGGAGUUGCUAUGGGAGGAGAAUGGGGUUUAGGUGCCGCGUUAGCAAUGGAAACUUUGCCUACUGAAGCUCGUGGUUUAUUUUCGGGAAUUUUACAACAAGGUUAUUCGACAGGAUAUUUAAUUGUCGCUAUAUUUUAUUCUGUGAUAAUUAGAAAUUUUGGUUGGAGAGCAAUGUUUUGGAUCGGUUCAGGUCUUUCAAUCCCUAUUAUAAUUCUUUGUUUCUUUAUUCCUGAAUCACAUUCAUGGAAAAAUAAUCACUCGAAUCAAAAAUUCAAGGGAAAAAAAUGGUAUAUAGAAAUAAAAUUCGUUUUAAGAGAUCAUUUGAUAAGAAUAAUUCAUACUGUAUUAUUAAUGGCAUGUUUUAAUUUUAUGUCUCACGGUACACAAGAUUUAUAUCCAACAUUUCUCAGAGAUGAGCUUAAUUUUAGCCCACAAGAAGUGACACUUACCACAGUAGUUGCUAGCAUAGGAGCAAUAAUUGGCGGUACAACAUUUGGAUUUUUCUCUCAAUCUUGGGGACGUAGACUUGCAAUUAUCAUUUGUGCAUCAUUUGGAUUUUGCUUUCUUCCAUUAUAUGUAUUACCUCAAAAUCGAUGGUUAUUGACAUUUGGUGCAUUUAUGUUAUAUUUCUUUGUUCAGGGAGCUUGGGGAAUAAUACCAGCACAUUUAAAUGAGUUAUCACCACCAGAAUUUCGUGGUACAUUUCCUGGGUUAACAUAUCAAUUAGGAAAUCUUAUAGCUGCAUCUUCGGCUCAAAUAGAAGCUACAUUAGGCGAGAAAUUUACUAAAAAUGGAAAACCAAAUUAUGGUUUAGUUCAAGCAAUAUUUGCGGGGUGUGUUAUGAGACUCGAGUAUAAAAAUGCUUCAAAAUUUGAAAGAACUUGUUUGCAAGCCUAA
Messenger RNA from Diversispora eburnea, 1056 nucleotides. NCBI's taxonomy places the organism in Eukaryota, Fungi, Glomeromycota, Glomeromycetes, Diversisporales, Diversisporaceae. The record is from the annotation of a GenBank genome assembly.